This is a messenger RNA of Volvox carteri f. nagariensis, 3044 nucleotides long. RefSeq lists its product as uncharacterized. The coding region runs from base 1 to 2529 and encodes 842 amino acids. Gene Ontology annotation, biological process: protein dephosphorylation. NCBI's taxonomy places the organism in Eukaryota, Viridiplantae, Chlorophyta, Chlorophyceae, Chlamydomonadales, Volvocaceae. The transcript is spliced from 12 exons. Gene Ontology annotation, molecular function: protein phosphatase regulator activity. The record is from RefSeq and is a predicted model, not a curated record.
AUGAGCCACGUGCACAAGAUGGACACAGACGAUGACGGCAUGGAACGCGCUCCAUGGGAGGAUGGAGCUCUCACGGUGGACGUAACUUCGGUUUCUGCGGAGGUCGUGCUCAAGAACUGCCUCAGUGAUGACCUCCCUUUACGGCUUGCUUACAUCAAGGGUUUGGCGUCCGCAGCCACUCGGGCCAGCAAAAGGGAGCUCGGCAAACUGCUGGAGGUGGGGCCGGGGAGGGUUUCGGAGCGGGAAAUUGUUCGGCAAAUAGGGCCGUCCUCAACGGUCAUUGGCUGUGCCGUUGCUCUCGCUUCACCCCGGACCCCGCGCCGGCAGGCAUUGGAGCCUUUGCUUGAUGACGAAGCCCUGGGUGUACGACUGGAGACUCUGCAACAGCUGCAACAGCUGGCUAAGCUGGCUGGUCAAACGGUGUCGCGGGAGGACGUGGAGGAGGCGGUGUCGGACGCUCUGGAGCAGCAGCUGAGGCCCUCCCUCGACCCGGGAGGCCCGGGAGGCAGCACACGCCAGGGAGGGGCGGGUACGGGAGCACUGCCCAUGGUCCGGGAAGCGCUCCUGGCCUCGCUGGACGCGGUGUGUGGAUACCUGCCGGGGGCAAAACGCAGCGGGCUGCUGCUGCGGCUGCUGCGAGCUGUUAAUAACGCGCUUGAUAAGCAGUCUGCCUCAGGGGGUGGAGGCGGCAUUGGCGGUGGCGGCGGUGGCAGCAAGGCCAGUGGUGACGCAGCACUAAUGGCGCUUUCGUUGGCGGUCGUGGGUGUACGGCACCUGGAUCCGGGUCGCGGCGGCUUGGCCAUGGCUGCCAUCGCCGGGCGGCUGUGCACCCAUGCUGACCUGCGGGUCCGGGAGCUGUACGGCGGCUACGCCGCACACCCUGGAGCGUUAGAGCAGAUGUUCGACACGUACGAGCCGCUCUGCAGCGACAAGGUGUGGAGCGUACGGCAGGCAUGUGCUCGUGUGGUCUCGGAGCUAUCACGGUUAUGCAGCUGCACCGAUGGCGACGCCGAUGAGCCGCAAAACAACAGCAACGAAAAACCAAAACAGCAGGAGCAGCAGCAGCAGCGGCGACAACGUGCUGAUGAGUUGCAAAUUCGGUUGCUACGUCGCCUUUUCCUGGACACCUUGCUAGCGACCAAGUCCCAAUGGGUUGUGACAGCAGCCCGACAGCAGGCCGGUGCCGCCGUCGCGACGCUGCGGCGGGGGACGCCGACGGCGGAGCUGCUGGCGCCGCUGGUGGAGUCGUACUGCGCCUCGGCGUCGGCGGUGGGGCAGGGCGCAGUGGAGGUACGGCGGAGGUGCGCCGAGAGCUUCGGAGAUGUGGUGGCUAAGCUAGUUGAGGCGGACUGCUGCCGCUGGUCCGAACUGCAGCCCGUUAUGGUGCGACUGCUGGCAUCAAACGACGGGCCCACGCUCUGCAGCCUGGUGGCGUCAGCGGAGCGUGUUGUACGGCUGCUGGCAGCAGCCGCAGCAGCGGCUGCUCCGGAAGUUGGAAGAGAGGAGGAGGCGGAGGACAAGGCGCAGAGGCAGCGUCUGCAUGAUGCGGCACGGCAGGUGGUUUCGGGGCUAUUUCUCGAUGUGCUCCGGAACCAGCUGUACGUGGUGGCAGGGGCAGCGUCCUCCGCCUUGGCAGGGCUGCUGGGGGUUUGCCCCCCGGAGCUGCAAAUGGAGCUACUGCAGCUACUGCCAUCGCUCUGCAAGCCGCCUAUUGCCGCUGAAGCCACCGCUCGCUGCGGCGAUUGGCGUCCGCGCCUCAGCCUGGCGUUACAGCUGCACGUCGCCAUGCGUGCCGUAGCGCAGGGUGGGGGUGGCGGCAGCGGCGGUGGCGACGGAGCCAGUCCCGAAGCGACGGCGCUCGUCGCGCAGUGCGCCGUGACGCUUUGCGGCGAUCCCGUGUGGGCGGUACGGCAGGCUGCGGCGACCCAGGUAGUGAGUACGACGAGUACGACAAGUACGGCGAGUACAGGUGGCCCGACCCCUGAAGGCAUCAAGGAGCCUCACACGCUGCCGGUGGCUGCGGGAGCCGGCGUCGGCGCCGCUGCUGCUACAACCGUCCCUUCGGCCUCGCUGCUUGGCUCUGAAAUGUUCGAACCAGCGAGGCGGGUUUCCGGUCCGUUUGCGACCUUAACGGAGCAGCAGCGGGUGUGGCUCGAAGCGGUGCUGGCGAAGAGAUGCGAAUCGGACGGUGCAUUGGACGGAGACAGUCCUGAGAAGGGCCCCCGCGCCGCCCGCGGCACAAAUCAGAAGCCGAGUCUUCUUCCAAAGUCUUCGGAACUUCUUUCAGCUCCGACUGCGUAUACCAGUAUUAGUACCUUCCCAUAUACCAGUAUUAGUACCUUCUUGUCUGAGCUGCACGGCUGUCGAAGGCAGCAACCGGCGAGGCUGAGCGUCGUAGGAGAGGAACUUCGCAGGUCCAAGAACGACAGAGAACGGCGGACGCCGCGGCGGCACCAGCUCGCUUUCGAGGAGCCUCACCCCUCCUCCUCCUCAGUCAUCGCUGCUGCAGCCAACCCACCAAGGACCUAGUUUUCCACCUCCCGUGCAUGCGGAAAGUUCCUGGGGCUCCGCUAGCUGCGCGGCCCAUGCCGUCCCUCAGCCCAACGGCCCGCGGCCUUUGCGGGGCCUUCCCUUUCGCUGCCUGCAGCUGUCCGGCCCUGCGAUGUAUGGACUGAUGUAUGGACAGUAGUCCUCUGGCCUCCAUCAUCAUUUGCUUCAUGUGAUAACAAGUCUCCGAAGCUUUACCCGCAAUCAGCAUAUUAAGUAUGAUCCCCCCUCACGGUGUCGUGCUGUGUGGUGUAAUAACCUUAUCAAGUGUAGUGUAGUAAGGAAUGCCACCACGGCGCAGGAAACCACCGGGUUCUGUUCUGCCGAUCCUGUUGAUGAUGUCAAUCCUUUGCUAAUAGGGCGGGAAACCUGAGCUAACGCAAUGUUAUGGUUUUUUGAAGGCACGGACCUCUCUCAAUCGCAUUUUUCGCCGCGUCCUAAGACUCCGCGCCCGCUUCCGAAACAUUUAUAGACGGUUAGUGCCCAGCACGCUUGAA